AUGUCAAGUCAUUGUGAAAGACGAGGUAAACGAUGCGUUGCUUUCGGGUGCUGGAACACGAACCUCGACGGUGUUUCGCUUCACGCAUUCCCCCUCGACAGACCGUCUUUGAGCAAACUUUGGACGAAGUUUGUUCGGGUGAAAAGAGCUAAAUGGCCUGGUCCUACAAAACAUUCCGUGCUUUGGUCAGUCCAUUUCACAGACGAGUGCUACCCGGCAAAAUACAAGUUUAUGCGUGCGAUGGGACAAGUUCCGGGAAGGAAAACUUUGCACAAAGAUGCCGUACCAAAAAUUCAUACCGGCGUCUUGGCUGAUAGUAUUAGUAACAGCACUGAUACAAGUCCAGCGUAUCCGGCUGUGUCAACACCUAAAAGGCCAAGAAUUGCUUUUCUUAAAAGAGAAAAUGCUAGGGUAACUCUGCAGUAUUCGGAGGACACCCAUGACAAUGACACAAGCCACCAAGUACAGGACACUGAUUCUCUUACCCGGGCAGACAGCUCUAUUCAG
Saccoglossus kowalevskii is the source of this 507-nucleotide messenger RNA. RefSeq lists its product as uncharacterized. The record is from RefSeq and is a predicted model, not a curated record. Lineage: Eukaryota; Metazoa; Hemichordata; Enteropneusta; Harrimaniidae.